AUGAAGUACUUCACCACUCUGGCUCUCACCCUCGCCUCCGUCGCCACUGCAGACUGGGCUCUCUACUGCGGCGACUCAUGCGAGGAUGGUACCCUGGUUGCUUCCGGCUCAGAUGCUGUUGACAGCUGCGCCAGUCUCGAUGGCUCCUACGACUACUGCUACAUCCUGGCCGACUCUGAGUACUACGUGGAUUGGUGGAAGGCCAUCUUCUUCGAGAGCGAGACCUGCUUGGUUAACGAUGAUGUUUCUGGAGAGCACGAGAGCCUUGGACUGUUCAACGGUUCUUGCACCGCCGAAGGUCCCUGGACCUCCUACUACGUUGUCGUUAAUGCUUGA
Penicillium malachiteum is the source of this 336-nucleotide messenger RNA. RefSeq lists its product as uncharacterized. The coding region runs from base 1 to 336 and encodes 111 amino acids. The transcript has 2 exons. Lineage: Eukaryota; Fungi; Ascomycota; Eurotiomycetes; Eurotiales; Aspergillaceae. The record is from RefSeq and is a predicted model, not a curated record.